CACCGGCGGCGUCGGCGGCGUCGGCGCCGUGGGCCAGAGCGGCUUCCAGCAGCCCAUGGUGGCGCCGCAGCAGCAGGGCCACGCCGGCGCGCCGGGCCAGGACCAGUACGCGUUCGACGAGGGGUGAGUCGGGUGCGGCACAGAAGGGGCGCGUCGGUGCAGCUCGCUGACGCUGCUUCGCUUGCCAGCAUGCGCUACCAGCAGAGCCGUAAGUGACAGUGUAGCGCAUACACCGAAGGCCACUGGCGCUGCUCCAUGCCCCGACACCCUCAGCGACGCUCUCGCUGACGCCUGCUUCUGCAGUGAUGGCGCAGUGUGCGCGCGGCAACCACCAGCUCGAGACCAAGUACGGCAUCGUCGGCAUCCUCAUCGCCGUCAUCUGCUGCCCGUGCGGCCUCAUCGCGCUCUGCAUCGACCGCAAGAAGGUCUGCACGCGUUGCGGCGUCGUGGUCAAGUCCUGAUCUCGCCCCGGCUCGCUUUUCCUUCUGCGUGCG
Messenger RNA from Tilletiopsis washingtonensis, 494 nucleotides. RefSeq lists its product as hypothetical. The record is from RefSeq and is a predicted model, not a curated record. The coding region runs from base 306 to 461 and encodes 51 amino acids. NCBI's taxonomy places the organism in Eukaryota, Fungi, Basidiomycota, Exobasidiomycetes, Entylomatales. The transcript is spliced from 3 exons.